UCCGGAGAAUUUAUGGGGAUCGGCGGCAGCGCACAGGCGGCCGUUCAACUUUCCUGCGGGUCUGUCUUGUCGUCCUCCUUGCCGGACAACCGAGGAGUUAUCGCUGGUAUGGGCACACGAAUCAGGGGAUCUCCUGGCAGUGGGAAAUGAGGUCAAAUUCUUGCGCAGACGAAACCUUAAAACGACGUCGUGGCGGUCUAGGCCACGUGCCACGCAGUUCAAUUGCUGGGCGCCUCAGACAUCACACUACGCUUCGCUUGAUGGAAGUUUCUGGUUCAUUUUUAUAUAAUCUACCAGAAUAUUGCCAUUCCACGUUUUGUCUUUCCAAAAUGCCUUCCCAAAUGCGGAACAUCUCAGCGGGAUCCGUAAAAAGAAUCGAAUGUACGCGUCACGGAGACAAAGAAGCGAAUCCAUUCGACCCUUGCUCGUGUCCCUGGACUUCUCCCCUAUCCGAGGUUAUGUAUGUAUCUGAUCAUCAUCGUCGUGAGAAGCAAGAAACAAAUCGAAAAAAAAAAAAGAUCGGCAGCGACGGCGGUGUUCUUCCUCGCACAGAAGGGACGCCCUCAAACCCCGCAUUCCAUACCCAGUGUGCGGAUUCAAACCAGCCCUUGAUAUAAGUUCUUGAAAACUCCUCCUCAGCCACAGCCCUAAACUAUUUAACGAAGAGAACUUUGG
Molecule: messenger RNA, 675 nt
Organism: Colletotrichum navitas
Lineage: Eukaryota; Fungi; Ascomycota; Sordariomycetes; Glomerellales; Glomerellaceae
Exons: 1
Coding region: 147-617 (156 amino acids)
Source: RefSeq, a predicted model, not a curated record